Messenger RNA from Dibothriocephalus latus, 309 nucleotides. The record is from the annotation of a GenBank genome assembly. NCBI's taxonomy places the organism in Eukaryota, Metazoa, Platyhelminthes, Cestoda, Diphyllobothriidea, Diphyllobothriidae.
AUGGAGUUCAAUCUGGCCGUCCUCUUUCUUUCCUCCCUGCUCUCCUUCGCUACUCCAUGCAGGCGGCGGAGCGACCGUUUCUCCUGCAGUCGUGGCUACCUCACGAUCUCCGCUCUUCACCGUCUCUGUCAGGACAAAAAUUUUCCCUAUCUCUCGGCGGCAGCUGCCCUGAAUGCCUCGCCUUUUGCCUUCUUGGACUUCGAACUCUUUCAAGUGUUUCGACGCAGUCGCCCUCCCAAGCACAGUCUCAUCACUAGUAUCACCCUUAGGCUAGCAGAUAUGUUGGCUGUGAGCCAUCGACCGCUGUGA